CAGACCAGUACACGUCGCUCUGUGUGAUUGGGCCGCCCAGGCCUCCACAGGACAUCGAUUUGGGGAUAGCAGUACCUAUCGGCCCGUACCUGAAGCCGGAGGCUGCAUACUGGACGCUUGGAGGGCUUUUGCUGAUUGGUUGACCUUCUCUGGUUCGUGGUCAAGGACGCCUGACGGCUUUGGGCGGCUGGCCUAGGAGAGUUACGGACCAGGCUCGGCGGCCUAUCGGUAUCACCACAAUCCAGCAUCUCCUUGACUCGAAUUGUACCGUUUUCUGUCCUCCCGGUCGCCCACAUGCGAAAGAGGGAGUCGGCUCGAUGCUGCAUGUCAUUCCCUCGUAGUAUGCGCCAGUUGCAUUUCCACGGGUGACGGGUCUCCAUCGCUGUACAGUACGCCCUCAGACAGCGGAUAGCCAAGGGAACGCGCCGGACCCGGGAUCCAUCAUUGCGAGAAGGUCCAGCGAGUUCCUCCACGUGUGUCAUGCGCAGUGAACGAAAAUAGUCACCUAGGGAGGGAUGCGUCAUUACUACAGCAGGGCACAAUACAAAAGCACGCGGAUUGGAGGAGGGACGUCGGACGCUGGCAGGGUGCAGACUGCGAUCUACUGGUGUGGGAAAGUGAGACAUGAAGAGUGUUAAUUAUUCGCCAGGUCUUACGGACCUAUCGACGUCCUCUUCACGUUCUUCAACAGCUUUGAAGCUGAACUACGACGUCCUCCUGAACGUGGUUUCAGUGGGGAUUGACCAGGCGAAGGAUGCAGUCUCCCUCAUCGGCACGUGUCGUCUCCUAUACCGCGAAGGACCCAAGAUAGCUCUCAGGAAGCCUGUCAACAUAUGCGGCGAAGAAGAACUCGCUUUGUUCGUCGACUUCCUCCGUGCAGACAACCUGACUCGCUGUCCAUACCUCCGGCGACUCAGUCUCUGGGCAUGCCACCCAGACGAUGACGAUGAUCUUGCUCAUCGGCUUGCUGAGACCCUGCCCCUUUUGACCGGGCUCGCAUAUCUGGAGCUGGGCGAAGCAGAAGAGCUCCUCCAAUGUGAUCCUGCUCUUCCCCUUGCUUUCGCUGCCCUCACCUCUUUGCACCACAUUCGUGUGACGGGAGCCGAUGGGGAGACCUGUCAGCUCCUGUCCGCCAUCCAAUCACCUCUGGUCUCCGCUGACGUUAGCUUCCUGGGCGACCGUGACGACACAUUGUGGGCCCUCGUGGAUGCCAGAUACUGGGCCUCCUACCACCCUGUCACAGUCUUUGCGGGGCAUGCGGACACUCUCGAGGAACUGCAGUGCAAGUGUUGGUACACGCCCUCAGACGAGGACGUCAUACCUGAGGCGAUAUAUCCAAGCAUGCGCAAACUCUCAAUUGUACUCCACGACGUCCCCCUCUUGAUGGCUCCUUUCAUCCGCGCAUUCCCUAACCUAACCGACCUGCACGUUCUUACAGAAGACGAUGGUGAUGUAGACGCUCCUCAUCACAUGGAGCGCAUGCGGGCUAGUCACAGAGUCAACGUCGCUCGGCAAUCCCGCGCCGGGUGCGCAUGGGAACGGCUGGAACACUUCAGCGGCCGUCUGACCGACCUCUACUCCAUUGGCCUUAUAUCUCACAUUCGCCGCGUAACGAUCGUGGAUCCUCUCGAUAAAUGGCCCAAGUUGGACAUGCUCGCCGAGGCACUGCGCUGCGCGCGGCCUCUGCAUCUCAAGCUCCACAGAGUGACUGGUACCCUGCUCGGAGACCCCGACAGAGGAGUGGUCGCCAUGCUGCGGGACAGAGGUGUCUCCAACUUGAUCACCUUCGACAUGCAAGUUCAUUUUGGCGAAGGUGACAGGGAGAAGGAUUUGAAAAUUGUCCUAGAAGAUCUGACGUCGGCGCUGGCCCGUCUACCACUGAAGUGCCUAGAACUCGCUUUCUACACGUCCGGCCUCGUUCCGACCGCGGAAGACCUCAGAGACUUUGAUCGUCAGGGAGAUCCGAGACCGAUUGUCGCACCUCUCAGUCCGGCGGAGUGCUCUCUCAGCAGUGUGAAUGUAGAUGGCCUCGUGGCUCUUCUGACGGAUCGGGUCUCCUCUCUCUCAAACUUGCUGCUCGUGUUACACAACUCUCGUGCGGAGGGCGAGACUGUGCAGGGGAAGAUGACGAAAGGAAAGUCUCCUGGGCCUGGGCACGGACAAUGGGAGAGCUGGAUGCCUGGACAGAAUGAUGAAUUUGUUUGAAAGUAAUGACGCAGCCGCAUCUUGUGUAGAAGGCCAACGGCGCCCGCUGAGGGCACGGUGUGGUACCGGCUAGCAUGUACGGCGGAGUGGAGGAUAGGGACAUAUUACACUCUUUUGACACUUUCAGGCGAUGCAAGCCAUGCUCACCAGCAAACAGCAUCGCUAAUCGAUCUCAUGGGAGUCAGCAUCGUCAGUGAAUCGGGAUUCGUGUAUAAUUCUUCCGUAAUCAAUGUCUUCGCGACGUUUGAUGACAUAUCAAAUUUCGACAGUAAAUGGUUCACAUGGAAGGAAUACUCAGGACAGACCAAAACUCGGCCUUCGGCCUCAGAGCUAGCGACAUCUGGCUUCCGCGCCCUCAAGGGCGGUGGGCAGCCCCAUUUUCCAGCCGGAGGUGGAAGACUGUCGCGCUCGAUACACAUCCCCGUAUUUGCUCGGCCGCCCCCUAACAAACCGACAACGACUGCUCAGACCGUCUUCAGGAAUGCUAAGACGGCCAUCUCGCGCUUUGUUGCGCACCUCACUACCCCGGGCACGUUGCACUCAUCCGUCCAUGUCCCUUCGGGGAUUGGAGCUCGUGCGUACCAUGGCCCCGCUACCCGCAUGCCGACCAUUCAGGAUCGCCUCUCCUUCCCUGCACGGCAAAUACUCUCCAGGCCCUUAGCCGUACCCUUCCUUCCUCGCCCACCAACCAUCCCGCGGCACAUCACUCAGGUCGGCUUGGGUACGGCGCGGAACUUCUCGACUGGGCGUCCUAUCUUCCAGCACCUUGUCGAGAACGUUCCGGUGUACGCGCGGUCCUUUAGCGAAGUUGACUGGGAUCUACGCAUCAAGGAGGAGAGAGAGCGGUUGCGGUUGGAGAAGCAGAAGGCGAAGCGUGAGGCCAAGGCGGCGAAGAAGGCUAAGGUCCCCUUCCGCCCCAUUCAGCUUAACGUCGUCCCUACUCCAGCCCCGAGCACUGUCGAGUCCGAGAAGGAUGAGCUCGACCACUACUUCCCUGCCCCUGCGGCCCCCGAAGUCACCACAUACCUCCUGAUUCCCCUCGCGCCCACUCCGACGUCUCGUCUGCCCCUCCCACUUAACCCGCCGUCCACGUCUGCACACCCCCUGCUACCGUUCGAUGUCAUAGCAUCCAUGCACGCUAGUCAUGGUACACAUGCGCUACGGGUCUCCACGGUGUUUGGGCGCCUCGAUACAGCUAAGGUUUUCGAAGAACCUGGCGUUCACUGCGAGGCCCGAGGAGAUCCGAGCGGAUUGUGCACGGUGCUCGAAGUGCGUUUCGAGGGCUGGACCGUCAACAGAGUUCGCGGGAUUCUUGGAGAAGCGGGCACGGGAUGGUGCGUUCUGGAGGAGGUAUGGCGUGACCAGGAGCACACUGAAGCUGAGGAAAUGGACGCGACGCUCGAGGCACUCAGCGUCAGCGAGGCCGAUAGUCUCAGCCGCGACCUUUCGCUCUCUGGCCUGUCAGAGUUGAAUGGCAGCUGGGGUGCGUCAGACCACGGCAUCGACCCCUCCCGCUCGUUCGUUCUGCCCACGCUCGACUUCUCUGCGUCUUUCCCGGUUCCUGCUUGGUCGGCCCCGCCCCCCCGCUCGCCUUCUGGCCUUUCGACACCCAUGUCUGACUUCGAGUUCCACAAUGCGUGGACUGAGAUGGACGACGGAACGAGCUCUCCAGGUGGUUCCGGGUUUGAUGGGGAUUCGGAUGUUGAGUCGGCGGGCUCGGAUUGGUACGAUCUAUCACGCGCACCGUCUGUUACGGACGUCCGAUUUGGCUUCAGCUCACAGUUCUCGGAGAUGAUGCAUGGUUCCGAAGGACCUCGCGAAGAGCUGUUUUAGAUGGCAUCGCGGUGUCGUUCGAUCUCACAUCUGCUUGUGGCUGUUAUGACCACUGUACACCCUCAUUUUUCUUCUUCUUGAGUUUCCUCUCUGUAAUAUACGUCUCGGAACGACCUUCAAUGGUAUACAGAGCUCGAUAAAUGCCCAUCGUCGGCACUAGCCAAGCGAGGUGAAAGCGUUGUGGCUAGCCAACGCUCGAUUGU
Messenger RNA from Dichomitus squalens LYAD-421 SS1, 4241 nucleotides. RefSeq lists its product as uncharacterized. The record is from RefSeq and is a predicted model, not a curated record. The coding region runs from base 2380 to 4038 and encodes 552 amino acids. NCBI's taxonomy places the organism in Eukaryota, Fungi, Basidiomycota, Agaricomycetes, Polyporales, Polyporaceae. The transcript has 11 exons.